Messenger RNA from Daktulosphaira vitifoliae (grape phylloxera), 1135 nucleotides. It is a transcript of the gene sturkopf, whose product is annotated as lipid droplet-associated hydrolase. Bases 157 to 1116 code for a protein of 319 amino acids. The transcript is spliced from 5 exons. Gene Ontology annotation, biological process: lipid storage. NCBI's taxonomy places the organism in Eukaryota, Metazoa, Arthropoda, Insecta, Hemiptera, Phylloxeridae. Gene Ontology annotation, molecular function: lipase activity. Gene Ontology annotation, cellular component: lipid droplet. The record is from RefSeq and is a predicted model, not a curated record.
CCGCUGUUUGUUGUCCGUUACCCAUUCAGUAUCAUUGGCAACGACGCGUUGCAAGUACGCCAAUUUCGUACGCUAGCGACAGGUGUUUUUCGGCGCUCCGAGUUCGUACUUUCUACGACUAUAAUUCGUCCAAACCUGUUGUUUAAAUCGUCUUUGAUGGAGUCGUUAUCUUCACAUAAGGCAACAAUCGAUUGGAUUGAAGUCAAUGGAGUUGCCACUCGAGUGUUGUGUUGUGGUCAAAGAAUUACCGAAACUGGAAAGAAACCAGAUAAAUUGGUUUUGUUUAUAUGCGGAAAUCCUGGCGUUACGUUAUUCUAUAAACGAUUUUUAGAAAAACUGUACAGAACUACUGGAAUUACAUGUUGGGUUUUGUCCCAUGCUGGUCACGAAACUCCACCAAAAAACUCAGGAUUCUAUAUUCCUAAUCUUAAAACUCAUCCAGAAUUAUAUACCGUAAAAGGCCAAGUAGAACAUAAGCUAAAAUUCGUUGAGAAGUACGUGCCGGACAAAUGUAAUGUUUAUUUUGGAGGUCAUUCUAUAGGUUCUAAAGUUAUAUCCGAAAUGCUUAAGGACACAAUAAUGAUUUCUAGAAUUAAUGUAAAAAAAGUUCUAUUCUUUUUCCCAGCCUUGCAAAAAAUGCGUGAAACACCUAAUGGUCAAAAAUUAAUAAGAACCACUACUUACCUUUUAAGUACAAUUUUGUUCUUUUCUUGGAUAUUUACAUUAUUUCCUAAAUUUAUCAAAAAUUUCCUUGUCAAAGUUACUCUCUUAAUAAUGGAAGGUAGAAUAGUCGAUGACUUUGUUAUACAAUCAGCUGUUGUUUUAGUACAUCCUACUGUUUUACAAAAUGUCUUUUCGAUGGCGCUAGACGAGAUGGACAAUGUUUACCAUUUGGACACGAAGCCCCUGAACGAACAUGCUUCAAAAUUGCAUAUGUAUUUUGGAAAUUGCGACAACUGGGCGCCGAUAUCGUUUUAUCAUGAGAUUCAUGAAAAUGUGCCGGAGGCUGAUGCUGUUUUGUGUGACAAAGGAUACUUACAUGCAUUUGUACUCAACCAUUCGGAUGAGAUAGCAGCUAUAGCUGCCGAAUGGAUUAAUGCAGAUUUAAAAAAAUGACGGAUUUAUUCUUUUUUUA